Molecule: messenger RNA, 2688 nt
Organism: Ochotona curzoniae (black-lipped pika)
Lineage: Eukaryota; Metazoa; Chordata; Mammalia; Lagomorpha; Ochotonidae
Gene: DOK3
Product: docking protein 3
Exons: 5
Coding region: 738-2060 (440 amino acids)
Biological process (GO): cell surface receptor protein tyrosine kinase signaling pathway; positive regulation of MAPK cascade
Cellular component (GO): cytoplasm
Source: RefSeq, a predicted model, not a curated record
GGACCAGCUCUCCUGCGCACAUGGCUGGAGCCGCCCAGAGUGGAUGCCUAAAGUGUGGGGUGGGCACUGUGUGUCCUUUGUGCUCUCCUGCAGUGUGGAGAAGUCAGGGAGGCCUCCGGGAGGAAGAGGCAGCUUCUGUCCCAGCAGCUCGGCAGUGAGGGCUCCCCAGGGAAACAAGGGAGGCAGAACGGGCCACACGGGCCUGAGCGCUGAGCUGACAGGGAGGAAAGGGACGGGUGUGAUGGAGCCCCCUGGGCCCAGGUCACACAGCAGGUUUAGGGGGUGCUGGCCACGGGCAGGGCUCUGAGGACCGAAAGGCAAGGGAACGUUGUGUGUCUCUGACAUGCGAGCAACCGGGGAGGACUCCGUCAUCCUUGGGUGGGGGCAGGGCUGUCCUAGCUGGGGGAGGGGUCAGAGCUCGUGACUCAGGGGCACCAGCCUGCGGUCAGUCGCUCGUCCCCAGCUGACCCAGGCACAACCCAGGGGUCACCAGCCCUUGGAGGAUCCAAGGCUUCUGCCAGACAGAUAGGGGUCCCUUGGGCCAGCCAGAACUCCCUAGGGAGCCGUGCGUGCGCCAGCCCCUAGCUGAAGGCUGGACUCCCCUCCCCCUGGUCUGCAGCUGCUCCUCCUGACAGAGGGAGGGGAAGUGGCCAGAAGGGGAAGUGUGAACAGUUCCUGUCCAGUCUGCUGCCUGUCAUCAGUCUCCUCGGGACGCAGGCCGUGGCUGCACCGUGGCCAUGGAGCCCCUGGAGACCCCUGUCAAGGACGGCCUCCUCUACCUGCAGCACGUCAAGUUCGGCAAGAAGUACUGGCGAAAGGUGUGGGCCCUGCUGUACGCAGGAAGCUCAUCAGGCGUGGCCCGACUGGAAAGCUGGGAGGUCCGUGAUGGUGGCCAGGGGCCGGCAGGUGACAGAUCCACGGUGCCCAGUGGCCGGCGAGGGGAGCGGCGGGUCAUCCGCCUGGCCGACUGCGUGUCUGUGCUGCCAGCCGAUGGUGAGAGCUGCCCCCGGGACACGGAAGCCUUCCUGCUCACCACCACGGAGCGGAGCCACCUGCUAGCCGCGCAGCAUCGCCAGGCAUGGAUAGCACCCAUCUGCCAGCUGGCCUUCCCGGGCACGGCUGAGAACACGUUGGGAUUGGGAUCCAGGGAGCCCCAGUCUCCUACAGGAGGGAGCGUCCCCAUGGAGGAAAACGCCAUUUACUCCUCCUGGCAGGAAGUGGACGAGUUUCCAGUGUUGGUGCAGAGAAGCGAGGCUGCUGCCCGCUGCCAGCUGCAGGGCUCCUACCUCAUGGUGCUGGGCCAAGACGCCAUCCAGCUGAAAGGAGCUUCCAGUCCUCAGGUGCUCUACAGCUGGCCUUACCGCUUCCUGCGCAAAUUCGGCUCCGACAAGGGUAUAUUCUCCUUCGAGGCCGGCCGCCGCUGCAACUCCGGGGAGGGCCUCUUUGCCUUCAGCAGCCCGCGUGCCCCUGACCUGUGUAAGGCUGUGGCCGCUGCCAUUGCCCGCCAGCGGGACCGGCUGCCAGAGCUGGCCAGGCCCCAGCCUUGCCCCCUGCCCAGGGCUACCUCCCUGCCCGCGUUGGAUGCCCCUGGAGAGCUUCGGGAGAUGCUGCCAGGACCCAAGCUUCCCUCCUCCAGGAGUGCUCACAUGGCCGACCCUGGGCCCCAGAGCCUGCCACUGUUACUGGGCCCGGAGCCCGAGGACCCGGCCUCUGUGCUGUAUGCUUCAGUGUGCAAGCAAGCAAGUGGGUUCCAGGGUACCGUGGAACACCUCUAUGAAAACGUCUGUGCACUGGAAGCUGGCCCUGGGCUGCCGGAUGAGGUCCCCAGCAUUAGUAGCCCCUCAGCCAGCUCCAUCUAUCAUAACAGCGAAGACCUAAGCUGGCCCAGCCCAACCCAGGACGUCAGCCUGGAGGCCCAGUACCGCCGACUGCUGGAGCUGGAACUAGAUGAGGCGGAGGGCCCUGGCCGCCCUGGCACCCAAGCAGGCUUCAAAGCCAAGCUGGUGACACUGCUGAGUCGGGAGCGAAGGAAGGGCCCUGCGUCCUGUGAGCGGCCCUGAGUGGCCAUGGGAGGAGAGAGGAUCUGUGGACACAUCCCUGUAUCCACUCUAGCCUGCCUCUGGAAUGAGGUGGAGGCAGCUGGGGAGAGACCCCUGCCCCUGCCCUUCCUGCCCCCCCCCCCCCCCCCCCCCCCAGUGUACGCAGAAUAGACUGGCUGGCAAUAAAGUGAGUUCUCCUGGCUUCCGCCACAUGGCCUAUGGUCCAGCCACCUUACUUCCACUCCCAGUUGAGCAUUCCUGGAUCCCAGAAUGCCUGAGCCCUACCCAGACUCUGGGGAUGAGAUGAGCUGGGCCUGACCUCAGCCACCAGUAGCUCAGACCCACCUGGGCACCAGAUAGGGGAGCCAUAAUGCUCCCUGUGGGCAGAGGUGCCCUCAGCAGGGAGUGGGCAGGACCAGCAGAGCUCCAAGGGCCCAGGACUGAGCUAGGCUAUCCAGGCUGGUGGGCACACCCUGGCCAAGCAACAUGAAGGGCUGGUCACACAGGUGUUCCGGGGCAGCUGGGCAUGAGGGCCCACACUGCCCAGCACUGCAGCCCACCCACCAGGUCUUGUCCUCUGGAGAGGGGCCACCCAGUUAGACACCAGGAUGCCCAAGCUGCUGAGAAACUGGAGGAAGUUUAGAUUGUG